CUCAGCAUAUAAGAGGGGCCCUAAUCCGCGCUUGGCCCUAACAGCAAGUCUAGCAUAAAAGUCAACACAUCUGCUAGAGAAAGCAGCGCUGCACUCUCGCCUACUCGUCUGGCUGUCCUUCACCCAAGCAGCCGCUAUCAUCACGACGACUACACUCCAGAGAGGCAUCUGUAAAGCCAAAACACCUGCACGCGGCAUCGUAACUGCUCAAAAUGAAUCUUGACGCACCAAAACCUGAGAUUAAGUCGGCCACCCGUGUCACGGGAGGCCCUGCCACCCCACGCAAGGGACCACCCAAGUUCAAGCAGAGGCAGACUCGUCAGUUCAAGAGCAAGCCUCCAAAGAAGGGAAUCCAGGGCUUUGGUGAUGAUAUACCCGGUAUGGAGGGCUUAGGCACAGACAUCACUGUCAUUUGCCCUUGGGAGGCCUUCAAUCACCUGGAGCUGCACGAGCUGGCCCAGUACGGCAUCAUCUGAGCCUUCCUGCAUCUUCCAGCAAUCCUUUGUGGAUUCUAGGCCACUUCCAUGCACUGCAAACCAUCUGCCUCAGGCCCGACCCCCUAGCUAUAAAUGGAAAUCUUCCAAACAAACUACAACGAAGAACUGUAACAAACACAAAAAAUGGAAAAAGAAAAAAAGUCAGCAAAAAAAAAAAAAUCAAAACAAAACUAUCUAUCUGUCCUCUUUGACCGGACUCUUCUUUUGAUUCUGCAGCCAGUUUCACACAUGACAUCUGCUCACGUUUAGGAUCUGUUGAUUUGAUUCUCUGACAUCUUCAUUAGAUCUGCACUGUUAUUAAGAACAACUCGCGAUGUUUUCCCUGUCUAUCCUCUCUUUAUCUGUGCGCUUUUCUUCUGUCCUCUUUUUUUUUCUAUUCUUCUUCUCUUGGACAAAACAUGAAACUUACGCAAGCAAGGCAGCCUCAAAUUGAGUAUAAGUGGAAAAACCCGUGAAAUGGGUGGGUUCCCAUUUCACGUGCUUUGGCGUCUCUUUUACCAUCAUAGAGGUUUGUCCAUCAAAGCCAAACAUACAAAAUAUAAAGCCUGACUUCUGUAGAGAUUGGACAGCAGUGAGCCAUUGCUGAGCGUAAUCUUUCAGUGGGAUAAUGUCAGCCAACCUUCAUCCCGUGCAUUUCUUUUCCCUCAGAUUCAACUCAUCUUUUACUGUUAGUCUACAUGCACCCAUCCUCACAAGGGUACAUAUAUUUUUAAUACUCAAUCUUCUUCAUCCUAUUAUCUAAAACUUUCCUAAAUUUUAAAUUUUACUUUUUCAAUUCGACGUAUCAGUUUUGCACAGUUCCAUAUCCAUGCACAGCAUCAUUGUGUUUGCAUGUGUUACCAUUAGUUCAAGAUCUCCAUUCAUACAUCUCCCUUGUGUCAUAUUCAUGUACACGGAAAUAUGUAUUUUAUGUUUGCAUGUUUUACUUUUUCUCUCAUACUUUCACACCACAAUGUUGUGCCCUGUGUGUUCUACUUUAUAUUUGUAUUUCAAGCUCAUGCUAUCUUGUAGAGUAGGAAAUGUGUUGUGUCACAUGUAACGUUUUUCCUCAUUGUCCUUUCUUAUAUCCAUCCAUCGCUCAUUGUUACAUCUUGGUUUCAUCUCCAUUGUCAUCGUCAUCAUCAGUCAUUCAUCCGUCCUCCUUUUCAUUUUACACCAGUAGAAUAUCUCCUUGUCAAACUUACACUGAUCAGUCGUACACAUUGUAUGAGAUCUAUGCAUGAUUUGCAUUCACCUUUGCACCUAGCUUUAUCUGUCACGUAAGAGUUUCAUUUAUUUCAGCUAAACAUGUUUAGAUCAAGAGGAUGUCGGCCACGCAUCUUUGCCCUAAUGAUGUGCAGCUGAUGAUGACACAAUUUGUGGAUUGUAUUUCCUCUGAAUGCACUCUGACAGUGAAGGAUGGUAGAAAGGGUCCAGUGGGAAUGAAUGUUUCAGCACAUACCCGAAUCUUAAUGUGCAAUGGGGCUUUGUCCUCUCUACAGGAUGAGGGAAAAAAAAAUAAAACAUAAAAAAAGGAAAA
This is a messenger RNA of Myripristis murdjan (pinecone soldierfish), 2016 nucleotides long. It is a transcript of the gene pde6gb, whose product is annotated as phosphodiesterase 6G, cGMP-specific, rod, gamma, paralog b. Gene Ontology annotation, molecular function: cGMP binding; 3',5'-cyclic-nucleotide phosphodiesterase activity. Gene Ontology annotation, biological process: visual perception; positive regulation of G protein-coupled receptor signaling pathway; positive regulation of epidermal growth factor receptor signaling pathway. NCBI's taxonomy places the organism in Eukaryota, Metazoa, Chordata, Actinopteri, Holocentriformes, Holocentridae. Bases 213 to 476 code for a protein of 87 amino acids. The transcript is spliced from 4 exons. The record is from RefSeq and is a predicted model, not a curated record. Gene Ontology annotation, cellular component: photoreceptor outer segment membrane.